AAUAGAUCAAAGGAUGAUCAGAGUGGGAAUUUAAUCUUAAAAUCCAUCAAUAAUCCUGAAAUAGUUUAGUCAUUUACAUCAUAAUGAAAUUUAAACACUUGCAUUCAUUCUUUCUAAAGUUAAAAAUCUCCAGAGGCUGAGCAAAGUUUGAUAUUUCAGUCAUCACAAUUCACUCAAUUAAUCAACCAAGUCCAAUCCCGCACUAAAGGUAAAGUCCAGCUUUUGUGUGAAAUGCUGUCAGCUGUCUGGGCAGCAUGGAGGAAGGGGCCCUUCUGGGGCCUGAGCCUCGGUCCCUGCUCCCUCAGCUCCGCUCCUGCGCCGCCCGGCUGGCCUGCAGCCAGCUCCUCCAAAGAGGGCUGGCUCUCACCUCUCCUCUUCUCCUCCCUUCUUUCUCUCCCAAAGCCACAACAGUCUCUCUGCAGCAGCAGGCGAGAAAAGGAAGAGAAAAGCGACUAAAUUUAGUUCAGGAACUUUUUGGAGAGGGAGCGGACAAACUUCCAGGAUGAAUAAGGAGGCGCUUUCUCAGCUGGAUUACUGGAGGACGCAGGGAAAGUGAUUUUUUUCGAAAACAGAAGUGGGAGGCAGUUAUUAUUUCUUCUUCUUCUAGUUCUUCCACCGCAUGAGACGUGAAGGAUUUCCAUCGGUGAACAAAGCAGGCGCCUCUGAGCUGGAGCCGAACCCCGGAGCCUUGGCUCCCAUGCACUCGGAUCUCUGCGGCGGACAGUGAAGGAUGCGAGGAUGUCCUCCCUGAUCCCUCGUCUGCUCGUCAUCUGGCUGAGCGUGCACAGGCUGGUGUGGUGCGCGGAGCGCCCCUCUGCGCGCGAGCGCAUCAAGGUGGUCAUCGCGCCGCUCAUCUGCAAGCGGAUCUGCCUGAAGGGCCAGUGCCACGACACGUGCGAGCAGGGCAACAACACCACGCUGAUCGCGGAGAACGGCCAGGGCGCAGACACGCUGAUAGGACAGGGCUUCAGGGUCGUCGUGUGCCCCCUGACUUGCAUGAAUGGCGGCGUUUGCAGUUCCAGGAAGCACUGCCUCUGCCCUCCCGGCUUCACCGGCCAGCUCUGCCAGUUUCCACUUCAGCGUUCUCGCCAGGCUCAGGCAGCCCGCGGCAACAAGCAGCCUGUAUACUCUGUUCCUCUGAAGUCUGAUGGCCCGAAGCUGAUGGAGCAGUCCGGUCUGGGCCGCACACAACUGGCUCAAACACACUCAUUCUUUACCCUGCCCUUCUCACAGGGAGGGCAUCACUCAUCUGAAGUGCAUGUACGAGUUCAUCACACACCAGACACCUCUGUGGUCAUUCACUCUCUCGACCAAUCAGAUGCCAGGUCUCCUCACAAAAUCGGGCCACUUCCAGUCCCUUCAAGACACAAACCAAAGGGGCGAUGCUUCCAAGAGACCACACCCAAACAGGCUUGCAACAGCACACCACUUCCUGUUCUGACCAACCAGGAGGACUGCUGUGGCAGUGUGGGAAACUCAUGGGGACAAAACAAGUGUUAUCAGUGCCCCAAACUACCAAAUGCAUCAGUCAAACAUACUAUUGUAGAAGAUUACGGCUCUGCGUGCCCACAAGGCUACAAACGAUACAACAGCACUCACUGUCAAGACAUCAAUGAGUGCUCCAUGCAGGGUGUCUGUCAAAACGGGGACUGUCUCAACACUCUAGGCAGUUUCAAAUGUUCCUGCAACUCUGGCUUUAUCCUAGAGCGGAACCGAUGUGUCGAUUCUCCAGCUGAGCAGGCUCAGUGCUUCCUGUUGGCAUCCGAGUCCAAGGGCUGUGAGCAUCCUCUGUCGACGCAGAUCACCCAGGAGAUGUGCUGCUGCACGGUGGGCAAAGCCUGGGGACGCAACUGUGAGAGGUGUCCUCAUGUGGGUACAGUGGCUUUUAGUAAGAUCUGUCCAGCUGGGAAAGGGUACCUUCUUCAAAGUAUAACAGAGACUGUGGCCUUACCUCCCUUUUUCUUACCUCCCAAACCGCCAAAGGAGGAACAAGAGCGAGUGCCUGCAAACACAACCCCUGUACAGCAGAUUUCCACCAGCACCAGCGGUCCUCGUGUUCCUGUUGUUAAACCCACUCCUCCGACAAUCAUCCGAUUGAACCCGGGCAAUGACCCCCUCGAAACAGAGAUAAAAGUCUCCCCAGAGUCAGAUGAAUGUAGGCUGAGCAGAAAUAUUUGUGGUCAUGGAGAGUGUGAGAACAGCCCAAAUGGCCACAUCUGUCACUGUUACCCUGGCUACCAUCUCAGCCCACAGAGGAACAUCUGUGAGGACGAAAACGAAUGCGAGUUGGAGCCGUGCAGCCAGGGCAGAGGCCGCUGUGUCAACACAGAAGGAACGUACAAAUGCAUCUGUAGCCUGGGAUUUAAACACAAGGUGGAGCAUGGGGGCCUAAGAUGUAAAGAUAUUGAUGAAUGCCUGAAACCAGACAUCUGUGGCGUUGGAGGCCUCUGCGUGAACCUGCCAGGUUCCUAUAAAUGUGAAUGUCACAGCGGCUUCAGGAGCAAGUCCCCCCGAUAUCCAUUCUGUGAAGACAUCAAUGAGUGUUUGAAUCCUGAUACCUGUCCCAAUGAGCAGUGUGAAAACACACUGGGCUCCUACGAGUGCACUCCCUGCAUGCCCGGUUAUGAAGCCCACGCUGGCAAAUGUUAUGACAUUAACGAGUGUCAGAAUCUGGGAAUCUGCCCUAAUGGGCUGUGUGAAAACCUCCCUGGAACUUACCGGUGCCUGUGUCUGGACGGCUUCCUCCACUCUGCAGAUGGUAAAAGUUGCAAUGAUAUAGAUGAGUGUGCCGAUGUUCGACUCUGUGCUAACGGCCGCUGCAUCAAUACGGAUGGGUCUUUUCAGUGUCAGUGCUACGCAGGAUACCAGCGCACACAGGAGGGCAGCCAUUGUGAAGAUAUUGAUGAGUGUAAAAGGUCCUCGAAUUGUCUGAGGGGUCGCUGUAUAAACAACAUGGGCUCCUACCACUGUGAGUGCCAGAGGGGAUACAUGCUGGUUGGAGGGAAGGAAUGCCAAGACAUUGACGAAUGUGCCUCAGACAGAAACCUUUGCCAGCCCCACGGCUACUGUGAAAACCGGCUGGGCUCAUAUGUGUGCAUCUGCAAUCAUGGUUACAUCCCCUCAGAGGACAAACAGAGCUGCGAGGUGGUUCGAGUGGCAACAGAUGAGAAGAAAGAGUGCUACAUGAACCUAGAAGAUACUGUGUUCUGCGACAGUGUUCUCGCCACCAACGUCACCAAGCAGGAAUGCUGCUGCUCCAUCGGAAUGGGUUGGGGAGAUCAUUGUGAGAUUUAUCCCUGCCCUGUCUCCCACUCCGCUGAGUUCCACAUGCUGUGCCCGAAUGGCCAAGGCCUCUACUAUGAUGAAGAUCUCCACUACAGCCUCCCUGCCUACCUUGAUAUCGAUGAGUGCUCGCUGUUUGCUGAGGAAAUCUGUAAGAAGGGCCGCUGUCAUAAUACGCAGCCAGGUUAUGAGUGCUACUGCCAGCAAGGCUUCUACUAUGACAGCAACCUCCUUGUGUGCAUUGACGUGAACGAAUGCCAUGAUGAAUCUCUGUGCGCAAACGGCCACUGCGUUAACACAGAAGGAUCCUUCUACUGCGACUGCAACUCACCCUGGAUACCAGACACCAACAAGAAAAAGUGUGUGAUGGCGACAGUGUCAGAUGUGGACGAGUGCCAGGACCCUUCCUACUGUAAGAAUGGGAGGUGUGAGAACACGCCAGGCUCCUUUUAUUGUUUUUGCGACCCUCCCCUCACCUUUAGUGCUUUGCUGAAACAGUGCGUCUAUGAUGAUCGUACUGCAGCUUACAAGGACGUGUGUUUCGAGCAGGUUGACGAGGACCUCAUCUGCAGCCGGCCUCUUCAGAGUUUGGUGGUGACUUACCCAGAGUGCUGCUGCCACUUUGGCCGUGGCUGGGGCCCCGAGUGCAACACGUGCCCACCAAGAAACUCAGAGAUGUUCAAUCGUCUUUGUGAAAUCCAUCUUGAUACUGAGUCUGAUGGGGAGCAGGAUUUUCUGGCAGCUUUUGUUAACUAUAAGCCAGGUGAUAGUUCAGAAGAGGACUCAGACGAAUGCAGUUGUGAAAACGGCCACUGUGUCCGUUCCUAUCUGAGCACCAUGUGCAAAUGCAACCCAGGCUAUAGGCUGGACCACUCCCGUGCACGCUGUAUAGACAUCGAUGAGUGUGCAGAGCGAGCCCCCCGUGUCAGCCCCUGUAAGAACGCUCGCUGUGUGAACACGUCGGGUUCAUAUAAAUGCUACUGCAAUCACGGCUUUGGGCCCACGCGCAGGCCAAACAUAUGUGUCCGUCGCAGGACCCGGUAACAUCUGAACGCACAUUUUUUUUUGUUCCCUUUGUGUGCAACAUGCACAGCACAGACGGGCUAAAUGCACACACGGCUCUACCAGCACAAACAUACAUGCUGUGUGGGGACGCAGUGCACCCAAAAACUUUGAUCUCAUCUGGAGUUUUAUCGCAGUUAUGGCUCAAUGAAAUGGACACAUCUUAUUAUUUGUUUCCUUAUUCAGCAUAAAAUCUAACUGAAAUACACAAUUGCUCCAUUUUUUUAAUUAUUGUUUAAUUAUUUUUCUUUGGUUUAAAAGUUUUUAACUGUACAUUGUUGUGACUUUGUUGCUCUUUCUGCUGCGUUAGUUCUUUGGUUUAAAAAAAGGUCAGCCUUCUAAAAAAUAAAUGCUCUUUUUGGACCGAUAUGACAUUGAUUUUAUCGUUUUCAAGAGGAUAGAUACAAAGAAAAUGACAAGAUUUCCUCUCCCCUUUCAUUCCUUUUUGAAUCCACAACAUGUCUGAAUCUAAAAUGUAUUUUUUUAAAACAUUUAUCAUGUAAACUCACUUUGCUUCAUUGUACAGUUUGUUCAGUUAAGCAGUCCCUGUGUUUUUUGUUUAUUUGUUGGUGUACAUUUCUUGUGUUAUCAUUUGACAUGUGCACAUAAGUGGACUUACUAGAAAGAAAGAAUAAGAAAUUGAUGCACUAAGCGCUGAAUACUGAUGAAAUACUUGCCAAAUGUAGCUUCAUCUGGAAAUUCAAGAAGGUUUACAAUCAGCUUAUUGAGAAUCCCAAAGAUGAUGUUACAACGAGACAAAUUUAUUAAAAAAUAUUUGAAAUAAAAAAA
Molecule: messenger RNA, 5133 nt
Organism: Oryzias latipes (Japanese medaka)
Lineage: Eukaryota; Metazoa; Chordata; Actinopteri; Beloniformes; Adrianichthyidae
Gene: ltbp3
Product: latent transforming growth factor beta binding protein 3
Molecular function (GO): calcium ion binding
Source: RefSeq, a predicted model, not a curated record